AUGGCUGCGUCCUCAGCCGAUUCGAUCGUCAUUGUGGGCGCCGGCAUCAUUGGACUCGAUGUCGCCCUCGUCCUUUGCAAGCGUGGGUUGGGCCGCUGCAUAACCGUUGUUGCCGAAUACCUCCCGGGCGAUACUGCGCCAUCCUACACCUCGCCUUGGGCCGGCUGCAACUUCUCCGGCAUAUCGGGAGGCGACGCGAAUGCCCUCCGCUGGGAUGAACUGGGCUACGCUCACCUCACAAACCUGGCCACUCACCACGCCACCGAGUCGUUUGUGUCGUUGACGCAGUCCAUGGAGUAUUGGGACGCCAACCCGCCCCACGACAAGAUCAACUCCAUGUCGGAGUACCUCAAGGACUUCAAAAUCAUCCCGCGGCAACUACUACCCCAAGGCGUCGAGUACGGCAUAUGCUGCACGUCCGUCACCGUCAACGCCCCCAAGCACCUCGCCUAUCUGCACGGCCUCCUCAAGGACCACUACGGCGUGCGCUUCCUCCGCCAGAAGCUGCCCGGCAUCCAGGCAGCCUACGCCAGCCCCAGGACCAAGGUCGUCUUCAACUGCACCGGCAACGCGGCCAGGACGCUUCCCGGCGUCCAAGACGCAAAGUGCUUUCCUACCCGUGGCCAGGUCGUGCUCGCACGAGCCCCCCUAAUGCGCUGCAACGUGAUGCGCCACGGGCGAGACUACGAGACGUACGUUAUCCCGAGGCCGCAGUCCAAUGGCAACGUCAUCCUCGGCGGGUUCAUGCAAAAGGGCAACAGGCAAGUCUGCUCAACAGUGCACAGUGUGUCUCUAUUCGUGCUGAUGAUGAGUCAUUUCUUUCUCGGCGCGCGUAGCGAUCCGUCUACGUACGGCCACGAAGCAGACUCGAUCAUAAGCCGCACAAAGGACCUCUGCCCGCGCGAGCUGCGCGACGGGCCAUGCGAGAUGCUAGCUGCGUUUGCGGGCGCCAGACCGUCGCGCCAUGGCGGAGCAAGGGUCGAGCGUGAGCCCAUAUCCGUUGGAGGGUCUGACCGUGUCUUGGUGCACAACUAUGGCGCUGGCGGUAGCGGGUUCCAGGCUGGGUACGGCAUGGCGCUCGAUGCGGUUGCGUGCGUUGACGAUGUGGUCAAGGAGCUGGAGAGGGAGGUCGGCCGGGCCAAGAUGUAA
Metarhizium album ARSEF 1941 is the source of this 1149-nucleotide messenger RNA. RefSeq names its product NAD(P)-binding domain protein. Gene Ontology annotation, molecular function: D-amino-acid oxidase activity; FAD binding. The record is from RefSeq and is a predicted model, not a curated record. Bases 1 to 1149 code for a protein of 382 amino acids. Lineage: Eukaryota; Fungi; Ascomycota; Sordariomycetes; Hypocreales; Clavicipitaceae. The transcript is spliced from 4 exons.